AUGCCUCCCACCACAUCGGCGCUGAUGCGCCUACCUCGCGCCGCUUCCCAGACCUCGCCAAUUGGUCUCCUCAAGGCCUCCCCGAUAUGCAGACGACAGUUUGUCUCCUCUCAGAGGCGUACCUUCGCUAAUUUGCCCCAACGAUCACGAACAACCCGGACACCUCUCGCGAACUCCUUCUUCAAUGCCCAUGGUCUGCCCAAGGGUACAGCUUUUCGAUCCGUCUCAGGCACAACUCCUUCCCCCCCACCCAGGUCACGAAUUAUCCGCUUUGUGUAUCGCAGCGCAGUAUGGCUCGGCAGUGGUGUUAUCUUCGUCGGCUUGGGCGUGGUUGCCUUCUUCAUCUACGACGCCUCCACCUACAAAGAACACCCCGAUCACGGCGAGAUCAAAGUAUCCGAGCUGGCUUUGAACCCAAAGAUAGGCGGCCCUAAAAAUUUGCCAAUCGCUGAAGUUUUGAUCGACGACCUGGACAACGAAAACAUGAAGUCGGCAAAGGACAAACCAAAGUUGGUCAUUCUGGGCGGCGGAUGGGGCGGCGUAGCCCUCCUCAAAGAACUCAACCCGGACGAGUAUCACGUCACCGUCAUCUCUCCGACCAACUACUUCCUGUUUACCCCUAUGCUUCCGUCUGCCACUGUAGGAACUCUGGAGCUCAGAUCUCUGGUUGAGCCUGUCCGUCGAAUCCUUGCGCGUGUACACGGUCACUUCAUCCGCGCAAAGGCCGAGGACGUGGAGUUUUCCCACAAGCUGAUUGAAUGCUCUCAACCCGAUGCCUUUGGUAACGAAGUCCGUUUCUACGUCCCGUACGACAAGCUGGUUAUUGCUGUUGGAUCGACCACGAACCCACACGGUGUCAAGGGACUCGAGAACGCUCACUUCCUCAAGGAUAUCAGCGAUGCGCGCAAGGUUCGGAACCAGGUCAUGCAUAACCUCGAGCAGGCCUGCCUGCCUACGACUGCUGAUGACGAGCGCAAGCGUCUCCUGUCCUUUGUCGUCAGCGGGGGUGGCCCUACCGGUGUCGAAUUCGCCGCCGAGUUAUUCGAUAUGCUUAACGAAGACUUGACGCAGCACUUCCCCAAGCUUCUCCGCAACGAGAUCUCCGUCCAUUUGAUCCAGAGUCGCAGUCACAUCCUCAACACCUACGAUGAAGCCGUCUCCAAGUACGCCGAGGAGCACUUUGCCCGCGACCAGGUUGACAUUCUCACAAACUCCCGCGUCAAGGAAGUUCUCCCCGACAAAAUUGUCUUUACUCAGAAGCAACCUGAUGGAUCUCUCGUCACCAAGGAACUCCCCAUGGGCUUCUGCCUCUGGUCAACCGGUGUCGCCCAAGCCGACCUCUGCAAGCGCCUGUCCGCCAAACUUGGUCCCUCGCAGACGAACCGCCACGCCCUCGAAACCGAUACGCAUCUCCGCCUCAACGGCACACCCUUAGGCGAUGUCUAUGCCAUUGGCGACUGCUCAACGGUACAGAACAAUGUGGCCGACCACAUCAUUACGUUCCUUCGCGGCAUUGCUUUCAAGCGGGGCAAGGACCCCGAAACCCUGGAGUUGCAUUUCAGUGAUUGGCGUGACGUGGCCAACGACGUCAAGAAGCGCUUCCCACAGGCCGUCGGCCACUUGAAGCGCCUCGACAAGCUGUUUGAGCAGUUCGACAAGGACCAGUCUGGCACCCUCGACUUUGGCGAGCUCCGAGAGCUGCUGAAGCAGAUCGACUCCAAGCUCACCUCGCUCCCCGCCACCGCUCAGCGCGCCCACCAGCAGGGCCAGUACCUCGCGCACAAGUUCAACAAGUUGGCGCGCACCUCAGAUGGCCUGAAGGCGAACAUGGUCCUUGAUGGCGACAUCGAUUCCGUUGUGUAUAAGGCUUUCGUGUAUCGCCAUCUCGGCAGCUUGGCGUACAUUGGUAACUCGGCUGUCUUCGAUUGGGGCGAAGGAUGGAACUUUGCUGGUGGCUUAUGGGCUGUCUACAUGUGGCGGUCCGUCUACUUCGCCCAGAGCGUUAGCUUGAGGACGCGCAUUUUACUUGCUAUGGACUGGGCCAAGCGUGGUCUCUUUGGAAGAGACUUGAUGAGCUAUUAG
This is a messenger RNA of Colletotrichum higginsianum IMI 349063, 2082 nucleotides long. Its product is annotated as Alternative nadh dehydrogenase. NCBI's taxonomy places the organism in Eukaryota, Fungi, Ascomycota, Sordariomycetes, Glomerellales, Glomerellaceae. The coding region runs from base 1 to 2082 and encodes 693 amino acids. The record is from RefSeq and is a predicted model, not a curated record. The transcript is spliced from 2 exons. Gene Ontology annotation, molecular function: calcium ion binding; NADH dehydrogenase activity.